Messenger RNA from Closterium sp. NIES-65, 2010 nucleotides. The record is from the annotation of a GenBank genome assembly. NCBI's taxonomy places the organism in Eukaryota, Viridiplantae, Streptophyta, Zygnematophyceae, Desmidiales, Closteriaceae.
AUGGCCGCAGAACGACCCGGGGGCGACGCUGAGUGCGACGGAUUAACCGUGGACGCGUUAAAAGGCGUCUCAGAAGUAGAUAUAGAGAAGUCGCAAGACGUUGAGAAGGCGGCUACAGCCGUAGACAAGGAGGCGAGGACGGCAGCUGCACUUGUGCACGAGGAGGCGGAAAAGGCCGCUACAUCCGUAGACAUGGGGAAGGCGGCUACACUUGCGGACGAGGAGGCAGAAAAGGCCGUUACAGCCGUAGACGUGGGGAAGGCGGCUACACUUGUGGACGAGGAGGCAGAAAAGGCGGCUACAGACGUAGACGUGGGGAAGGCGGCUACAGUUUUGGACGAGGAGGCUGGGAAGGCGGCUACAAAUGUGGAGGAAGAGGCUGGGAAGGCGGCUACAGCCGUAGAGAAGGAGGCUGGGAAGCUGGCUACAGCCGUGGACGAGGAGGCUGGGAAGGCGACUACAAAUGUGGAGGAGGAGGCUGGGAAGGCGACUACAAAUGUGGAGGAAGAGGCUGGGAAGGCGACUACAGAUGUGGAGGAGGAGGCUGGGAAGGCGACUACAGAUGUGGAGGAAGAGGCUGGGAAGGCGACUACAAAUGUGGAGGAAGAGGCUGGGAAGGCGGCUACAGCCGUAGAGAAGGAGGCUGGGAAGGCGGCUACAGCCGUGGACGAGGAGGCUGGGAAGGCGGCUACAAAUGUGGAGGAGGAGGCUGGAAGGGCGGCUACAGCCGAGGAGGCGGAGUUAGGGGAAGUGACAAUAGCGGGGGCUGCUGCUGAGGAGGAGUUACACCAAGUGACAAUAACGGAAGCAGAGGCUGUGACUGGUGAGCCAGCUGAGGCGGAGUUAGACCGGGUGACAAUAACGGGGGGAGAUGCUGAGGAGGAGUCACACCGAGUGACAAUGGCGGAAGCAGAGGCUGUGACUGCUGAAGCAGCUGAGGGGCGAUUAGACCGGGUGACAAUAAUGGGGGGGAAUGCUGAGGAGGAGGAGUCACACCAAGUGACAAUGGCGGAAGCAGAGGCUGUGACUGCUGAAGCUGUUGAGACGCCUUUUGCUGUUGCUGCUGAAGCUGUGCUCUUGGCAGGCGCUCCUGUACCGGAUGCCCUUAUAACAGAUGCUCCUAUGACGGAUGUUCUUGUAACGGAUGCUCCUGUCACGGAUGCUCUUAUAUUGGAUGCUCUUGUAUCAGAUGCUCCAGUAACAGAUGCUCUUGUAACGGAUCCUUCUAUAGAUGAACCUGGAUCAGUUCCGAAUGAAGGGGCCACUGGGGGAGCCACCAGGGGAAGCACUUGGGGUGUUACCAAGGAGGGCGUUACUGGGGGAGGCGAUAUGCUGCUACAGUCUACAGAUGAUGAGGAGACAGAGGAUGAGUGCAGCAUAGAAGAAGGUUCCUUUAAUGCAGAGGGAAUGGAGAAAGACGGGCUUGAAUUUGGCUGCAGAGAGCAAGGCGAGGCCGUGUAUACUAGCAGGGAGCAAGGCGAGAUGAGUUCAGCAGCAGAGGUUGGGGCUACAGGCACGGAUGUGAAGCGAGAGGCGGAGGAGGAAGAGGGACCCCUCGCCCGAACCAACGCCAUCGCCCACACCAUGCGAAAGCUCAUAGUCUUCGCCACUCUUGCCGUCCGGGGCGGCUUGGACUCCCUACUCAAGCUUGAGUUCUCCCAUUUUGUCGUUUUGAACCGGGGAGGGGAGUACCUGUCGCCGCAGUUUCCGGGCGAGCAUGUUGCGUUUGUGCCGCCGCCGAGCCUCGCGCCGAGCCUCGUGCAGAAGCAGUUCUUCCCGAACCUGCAGAACCCGAUCCUGUGCCCGGUUCGGAUUUUGGACGAGGAGGCUCGGAUGCGCCCGCCCGGAGCUGCGCCGAGCCUGUUUCUGUCGGCGAAGUUUUCUCGCGUGCCUUCUUUCGGGCCUCUGAACAGCUACGCCCGCCACCCCAUGGGCCGAACCAACCUGGCUCGCUCCGCCGCCCACCUGGCAGAUGCUGCCAAGGCGCACCAAUCAAUAGCCCGAUUCUAA